GCAGGGUCACUGAAGACACUGUGCUGGUUGUCUGGGGUGUGACAGCUCCUCCUGUGUCCCGUGCAGGCUCCUCUCCAAGAUCCUGAUGGAAUGUGAAGACGCGGAUGAGAUCGAGUACCUGGUGGACGGCUCCUGGUGUCCCAUCCGAGCUGAGAAGGAGAGGAGCUGCAGCCCCCAGUGCCCAAUCUUAGUUCUAGGCUCCUCGGAUGUGAACGGGCUCCUUCCCCCCCCCGCCGGCAACGGCGAGAACGGCAAAGCCCCCGCGGAUGUCGUGGAUUUAACACUGGACAGCUCAUCCUCCGAGGAAGAGGAGGAGGAGGACGAGGAAGAGGAUGAUGACGACGAGGGACCCCAACCCAAACGACGCUGCUCUUACGAGAAAGGUUUAGUCUCUGCCUGCUGACGUGGCUCCGCAUCCCGACGGACACACUUGAAUACUCUGGUGCUUAUUAAACUGGAGGAAAGGGGGAGAAACGUCCUCUCCCACCUCAUCUCCCUCCCUCCCUCAUCUCCUCUGACUUUCCUAUUCCGAAUUAUUCAUUAAAACGAGAGAGAAAAAAAAAAAGAAAAA
This is a messenger RNA of Neopelma chrysocephalum (saffron-crested tyrant-manakin), 571 nucleotides long. Its product is annotated as E3 SUMO-protein ligase PIAS4-like. The record is from RefSeq and is a predicted model, not a curated record. The transcript is spliced from 2 exons. Bases 86 to 403 code for a protein of 105 amino acids. NCBI's taxonomy places the organism in Eukaryota, Metazoa, Chordata, Aves, Passeriformes, Pipridae.